AUCAUCACCACAAACAAAAAAAUGUUCACUCCAUCUCAUCUCAAAUCCUUACACCCUCUUCAAAUUUUCUCCCCAAAAUCAUCAUCAUCAACAUCAACACAUUCCUCAAAUUUAUCUUCCAUGAAACUCAAAAGAAUCAUCCACACCCUCUUAGUUUCACACUUUUGUCGAAUAUUUCGCGCACUCUCAAAACUCAAACACUUCAUUAUCGAAAUUCUCAAAGACACCAACAACAACUCAACCAUCAACUUCACUUACUAUUCCUCUCACAAAAAACGUAACAACAUAAGAAAAAAGAUCAUCCUGGGCUCUUUCAGACUUCAUUACAACUGGUGCUCAUCAAAAUCGUCUCAUGUUUUGCCAGUUCCGGACCCUCUUUACGAGAAUCCGGACGCGAAUCUUGCGGGGUAUUUAGAGUGGCUUGAAGAGAAGAAAAUUCAAGAGGGUGUAAAAGAGAAAGAGAUUGUGAAUGAGAAAGAGAAAGAGAAUAUUGAUAUGUUGGCUGAAAUGUUUAUUGCUAAUUGUCAUGAGAAGUUUAAGUUGGAAAAACAAGAGUCUGAUAGGAGGUAUCAAGAAAUGCUUGCUAGAAGCAUGUGAAGAAUUGAGAUAGCUAGCUAGAUGCAACUUUUUUUUUUAUAAGGUGUUUUUCUUUUGUAAUAUUAUCACUAGUUGAUCACUUGUUGCUGUAACUUGUGCUUUUUCUUAUACAUUCAAAUUUAAUUUGGGUGGAUUGGAAUA
Vicia villosa (hairy vetch) is the source of this 738-nucleotide messenger RNA. RefSeq lists its product as uncharacterized. The transcript has a single exon. The record is from RefSeq and is a predicted model, not a curated record. The coding region runs from base 22 to 597 and encodes 191 amino acids. Lineage: Eukaryota; Viridiplantae; Streptophyta; Magnoliopsida; Fabales; Fabaceae.